Molecule: messenger RNA, 2816 nt
Organism: Chanos chanos (milkfish)
Lineage: Eukaryota; Metazoa; Chordata; Actinopteri; Gonorynchiformes; Chanidae
Product: B-cell receptor-associated protein 29
Exons: 12
Coding region: 313-1725 (470 amino acids)
Biological process (GO): tRNA processing
Molecular function (GO): flavin adenine dinucleotide binding; tRNA dihydrouridine synthase activity
Source: RefSeq, a predicted model, not a curated record
UAUUACGUGAGAGUACGCUCCGCUGAAGUAGCUCCUAAAAUUAUCUGCUCAUUAAUACGUAUGCUUAAUCUGUAGUGUGUUUGACAUUACUGCACAUAGUAUGAACGGUACGACAAACUUUAGACCCGCUGCAUAUGAACUGCAGUGAGGCAUUUUACUGUCAUUUAGAAAGAAACUACACGAAACCACAUGCACGAAAUGUGUGAUUUGCAAGCAAGAUUAUUGCACGUGUUAUUUUCCACUUCUGAAACCUUGAACAGUUUGAGCUGGGUUUAGAUUAAAUUGGACAGCUGUGUGUGGGGGGAGAGGAUAAUGGCAACUACCAAUAUAAUGGACAUGUUCGAGCCAGGCAAAGUUGUGAGAGUGUGUGCCCCUAUGGUUCGUUAUUCAAAGUUGGCGUUCAGAACCUUAGUCAGGAAAUAUGACUGUGAUAUUUGUUUCACUCCGAUGAUAAUCGCAGCUGAUUUUAUGCGGUCCGUCAAAGCCAGAGACAGUGAAUUCACGACGAACAAAGCUGACCGGCCACUGAUUGUACAAUUUGCUGCCAAAGAUGCCCAGGCGUUGGCGGAUUCUGCCUGCGUAGUUGCCCCCUUCUCUGAUGGAGUGGAUCUAAACUGUGGUUGUCCCCAAAGAUGGGCCAUGGCAGAGGGAUAUGGGGCAUGCCUGAUAAAUAAACCAGAGUUGGUGAAAGACAUGGUACGUCAUGUGAGAAAUCAAGUGGACAACCCCUGCUAUUCAGUUUCCAUUAAAAUCAGGAUUCAUAAAGACAUCAGGAAGACAGUGGACUUGUGUCAGAAGGUGGAGGCAGCCGGCGUAUCGUGGGUAACGGUACAUGGACGCACUGCGGAUGAGCGUCAUCAACCUGUCCACUAUGAUGCCAUUAAAGCUAUCAAGGACAGCUUGUCUAUUCCUGUCAUUGCCAACGGCGACAUAAAGAGCUCACGCGAUGUGGAGUCCAUACAUGAGCUCACAGGAGUGGACGGUAUUAAUGCAUUUGACCACAAGAUGACUUUGCAGUGGACUGCUGUUGCAUCCUUCCUCUAUGUGGAGAUUGGAGUCCUCCUUAUUCUCUGUCUUCCGUUCAUCUCUGCACAAAGGUGGCAGAGUAUAUUCAGGCUGAACAUUUGGAACAAAGUUGCACAGUUCUCGAACAAACUUUUUCUGACCAUGAUCAUAAUCCUGAUAGUUCUCUUCCUGGAUGCUGUCAGGGAGGUGAGAAAGUAUUCUGGGACUGAGCGCAGUAAAGAGGGAAAGCUGCACCCCAACAUGUUUGACCAUCUGCAUAUGAAACUGUUCAGAGCCCAAAGGAACCUCUACAUCUCAGGAUUUUCCCUUUUCCUCUGGCUUGUCAUGAGGAGAGUCAUCACACUUAUUAACCAGUUGGCAACAGAGGCUAUCACUAGCGCUGCCCUGCAAGCUCAGUGUGAAAAUGCCAAUCAGGCUGCUAAGAAGUACAUGGAGGACAAUGAGCUCCUUAAACAGGCUCUGCAUGGUGGUGAAGGAGAGAAGGUGAGUGCAGAGGACAAUAAGGUGCUGAAGAAAGAGGUGGAGAAGCUCACAGAGGAACUGAAGAGCUCUGAGGAUGCUCUGAGAACGUCUAAGUUGGAAUUGGAGGCCGUGAAGAGACAGGCAGAUAACUUGACAAAGGAGUAUGACCGACUGUUGAGAGAACACCAGGAGCUACAGAAUCUUCAUGCAGCCAGUGAAGAGAAGAAGGAUAAAUAAAAGACUUGUGUGUGAAACCAACAUUUACAGACUGUUCUGAGACACAUCACCGCAUGACAUUUUCACUCUUUUCAUAUGUUUGGCUGCACUUCAGAACACCAAAACUAAGGCUAGGACUCUGCAGCCCUGUGCCAUCAAUGGAUGACAGUUUCUCAGUCUUUCCUGUUCAUUCCCAGACUACCCUAUCAUAUGUUAAGUAGUGUAGCUGGUCCUAUUUCAAUCUUGUUUUGUGAUUGGCUACACAAAUAUGCUUGAUCAGCCUGAACUGGCUAUGAAUGACUAUGGACUGUGUUGGCUCAGAGCCUCAGUUGCUAUGUUUUGGUGUGUUUGCCUUCCUCUUUUGUGGUGUGUCAGAUUGAGUGUGUCACUGUGCGGUACAGUGACGCAUAUUUCUGUGUUCUCUGAAUGCUGUAGCAGCUUGAUUUACUGAAUAUAAAUGUGCACAAACUCUAUGCCCAUGUCUAGCCCCCCUUUGCAUUUUGACAAAAAAAGAGACUUUUUAAAAUGGCUGUAUUGGUGUUGAUUUUUUUACUGUCUGUAUUGUCUUCUUUCAUGUCUGAAAAGUUCAGGGCUAGAGUUACUCAAGAUGUUAGCAUGAGUGAAAUAUAGCAAAAACAAGUACCUUAAACAUUAUGACUGGUAUUUGUUCUGUCUCUUCCAAAGACUGUAGUAAAUUUCAUUCUCUUAUGAUCUUUUCUGAUAUAAAUUUAUUUUCUUACAUGCUGAAGUUUAAAUGUUUGGGUUUUUUUUUUUGUAUUCUUCACUUUAUUUGCAAAAACGUUUUCCCCUAAGGGUUGCUUUAAGACUGUUCGCCAUUUUAACGGUUUAAAGAGAGAGUACAGUUCGAGAGAAGAGAAGUCUACAUGACCAGGUUUCAGUCACUGUGCUUUAAUAAAGAAGAAAGAAACUGUGUACAUUUACAACAGGUAUCGAAGUAAAUACAUUACAAUGACGCCAUUGCUCAGACAUUGCUAAAUGUUCUGAUUUUGUGGUGUUUCAGUCAUUAGCAUGUAAGCUGGUCUGGGUGAGUCCAGAGGUAGGUUUCUCCUGAGUCUGAUAACCUGUGCUAAUAAAGUGCCCUGUGGGAUGCA